CCAAAAAAAAAACAUUUUAGUUGCUUGCUUUCUUAGGACCAAACCUCUUCAAUAAAUAAACAAAUAAAAGGGAAAUUGAGCUGAGGUUGGGUCAAAAGGGUUUGGACCAAAAUUGACACAACCUGCAGGGUUCAACCCCACCAAAUACAAUUAAUUAAAUUUUUUUAAAAAAAAUUGUAAAUAUUUGUUGUUAUAAAAAAAAAACAAUCCCACAAAUUAAAGAUGAAGGGAUUCAAGAAAAAUCAUGGUGAUUUAUGGUUGUUGUUUGUUAUUGUGGCGGUUAUAACCCCCUCAAUAUUUGGUAACAUAGUUGAGUACGAUGAAGUGUGGCGAAGGCGUGCAAUAGAAGCUUGGAACCACGCCCUCACCACCUACGAGCCCCAUCCUCACAACAUUUCCAAUGCCCUAAUUACCCAAGUUCAAAAGACAUUAUCAGAGUCGCAAGAUAGGGAUGAUGAAGACGGCGCGGCGGAGGCGGACAAUAAUAACAGCACAGGCAGACAUCUCUUGGGAAAAAAGUAUGGAGGCCCAUGCAAGGUCACCAACCCGAUAGACAGGUGUUGGCGUUGCGACCCGCAUUGGGCCUCCAACAGGAAGAGGUUGGCCGAUUGCGGGAUGGGCUUCGGCCACAAAGCGACCGGGGGCAAGAGCGGAAGGUUCUACGUCGUCACCGACUGCUCGGACGAUUCCAUGAACCCGAAGCCCGGGACUCUCCGGCACGCGGUGAUCCAGAAGGAGCCCUUGUGGAUCACCUUCGCGGGAGAGAUCAUGAACAUCAGGCUCCACCAGGAGCUGAUCAUGCAGAGCAACAAGACGAUCGACGGGCGCGGGGCCCAGGUGCACAUCAGCGGUGGGGCCGGGAUCACCAUCCAGUUCAUCAGGAACGUCAUCAUCCACGGGGUCCACAUCCACGACAUCGUCAUCGGCACGGGAGGCCUGGUCAGGGACUCCGUCGAGCACUUUGGGAUACGAACGGUGAGCGACGGGGACGGCAUCUCCAUCUUCGGCUCGUCCGACAUUUGGAUAGAUCAUGUCUCCAUGAAGAAUUGCUACGAUGGCCUCAUCGAUAUCAUCGAGGCAUCCACCGGCAUCACCAUCUCAAACAGCCACUUCACCGAUCAUAACGAGGUGAUGUUGUUCGGGGCGAACGACGAAUCGAGGAAGGAUGAGAUAAUGCAGGUGACGAUAGCGUUCAACCACUUUGGGAAGAGGCUGGUGCAGAGGAUGCCGAGGUGUCGGUUCGGGUACAUACACGUGGUGAACAACGACUACACGCACUGGAACAUGUACGCGAUCGGAGGGAGCGCGCACCCGACCAUAAUCAGCCAGGGGAACCGCUUCAUCGCUCCCCCGGACAUAUUCAAGAAGGAGGUAACGCAUCGGGCAGCAGGGACGCCGGAGGAAUGGAAGCAGUGGACAUGGAGAUCGGAGGGGGACGUGUUCAUGAAUGGGGCCUUCUUUGUAGAGUCUGGGGAUCCAAAGUUCACCUCCAAACAUGGGAAGUUAUAUGAUGGGAUUAAGGCAUUUAAGGGGGAGGAGGUGACUUGGAUUACUAGGUUUGCAGGUGCACUGCCUUGUAAGAUUGGUUUCCCUUGUUAAUAGUACUGUAUGAUUAUAUUAAGAGUCUUAUUAUCAGAGCACCUUUUUUGUUUUUUUUUUGAGAAUUAUUGCUCAUCAUCAUUCGUAUAUCGACUGUAUGCAUGUGUAUAAUUUAAUUUGUAGAUGUGUGUUUUUUUCUUUCAAUUCUUUUGUAAUUGUGUUUGUGUGUUUUUUUUUGGGGGAUUGACAAGUUAGAGGAUCGAGUCUCCCAUGUACAGUUGUACACUCUUUAAUUAACAUUAACUUCCGUU
Messenger RNA from Cuscuta campestris, 1850 nucleotides. The record is from the annotation of a GenBank genome assembly. Lineage: Eukaryota; Viridiplantae; Streptophyta; Magnoliopsida; Solanales; Convolvulaceae.